CCAAUUAUGUACGUGACGCUUUAUAAACAAGCCGGUUUAUGUUCAACAAUAAGUAAAGUAAAGUUUUCUUGUAAUAAACACGAGAAGAUUCAGCUUAAAACCCGGAAAACUGUCUGGAAGACUAAACUCAGGGGGAAAUAUUACGUAUAUACGGUCUACGGCAGCUGUUGUGGGCCAAUAUUCACGUACAAUGUAAAUCAGUACAAAAUGCGAAGCGGCACAUGAAUGGUUUGAGGUCGUGUUUGUGCUGUUAGUCACCUUUAAACGUUAAAAGCACAAUGAAAGGUGAAAGUCUUUGGGGAACGGCCCUGAUGUCGUGAUGUGGCGCGGCCGGUUAACGGCUGUUAGCAUCGUUCAUUCCGCGGGAAGCUAACCUAGCUGAGGUUACUGCUCGUUAGCUGAAUGAGCAACAACGUGAACUUUGUUCAGUUCAGACGGAGCUCACGUUAGCGGAGCUUAACUCCUCUGCUGGUGUUUAAGUAGAAGCACUCCGCCUUUAGCUCUCUCUGAAAGUUUAGAUUAGUAGUUAGCUUCCCCCUCUUUGUUGUUAGCCAGCCGAGCUAGCUUAGCUGGGUGCUAGCAGGCUAACGCUAACUGGAGAUGGAAGAGGAUCCUUUAGAUCCGCAAGAAGUCGAGCGGGCCAAAACCUUCUGGGCCGGGGAAGACGUGGAUCAGGUUUUUAAUGGAGUAUACGCGUAUCUGGAUUACCUGAAGAGAGUCCUGAAGAAGAACGCAGCGACCGAUAAAGAAUAUGUUCAGGCCUUCAAGCUGCUGGAGUCUCUGGACUGCUGUCCUCCGGCCUCCACGCCGGACUCGUCUGUGGUCCAGGUGGUCAUCGGCUCAGUGGAGCUGCUGCUGCCGUCCGAGUUCUCCCACCACAGCCCCUCUUCCUCCCCCUCUUCCUCCCCCCUGCUGCCCUCCAACGGGCUGUCCAGCUCUGCAGCGCCCCCCGCUGGCAGAGAGGAGCUGCUGCCUCCUCUGACCCCCGUCCAGCUGCAGUACCAGCCCCACCUCUGCUGUAGCGUUAGCAUCACUUUACAGGUAGCGUUAGCAUCCUUUAGCAUCACUUUACAGGUAGCAUUAGCACUAAUAGCAUCCGUUCAAUGGUCGUUAAAUUUGACCUCUUCAUGUUUGUUGAACUCACAGGUUCUGACGGUGUCGGCAGGAGGUCCGGAGCCGCCGUCUCCUUCGGCAGGUGACCGGUCUCCAGCUCAGCAGAAGAUUGCCGUGACAGCAGCCAGUCCUGAGGAGGCGGCGGCGGUCCAAAGCGUGAACGGUACCGAGACGGAGGCGAACAGCUUCAACAGUUUAAAGAGAACGAUGAAGGUGGAGGACAUCACCUUCCUGGACGCCAGCAAGGAGGGAAACGUGAGCCGCUUCAUUAACCACAGCUGCCAGCCAAACCUGUUCAUUCAGAACGUCUUCACCGACUCCCACGACCCCGGCUUCCCCGUCGUCGCCUUCUUCACCAGCAGGGCUGUGAAGGCCGGCACCGAGCUCACCUGGAAUUACUCCGCCGACACCCAGAGGAAACAGGAAGUGCCCUGUCUGUGCGGCAGCAGUGGUUGCCAAGGACAUUUUAGCCUCGAGGAGACGCUGUGUGACAUGUGUGAGGUCGAAGGUGAAACACAGUAAUCCCUCCACUGGGCCCAGACACUAUUAAAAAAAGUUGCUGUAAUAAAACUGUUUCUGUAGACUUGUUUACUUUUCUAAAUAAAUGGACUCACUUUGGAAAA
Molecule: messenger RNA, 1736 nt
Organism: Micropterus dolomieu (smallmouth bass)
Lineage: Eukaryota; Metazoa; Chordata; Actinopteri; Centrarchiformes; Centrarchidae
Product: histone-lysine N-methyltransferase SETDB2-like
Exons: 7
Coding region: 601-1635 (344 amino acids)
Biological process (GO): negative regulation of gene expression; heterochromatin organization
Cellular component (GO): nucleus
Molecular function (GO): histone H3K9 methyltransferase activity; protein binding
Source: RefSeq, a predicted model, not a curated record